Anisakis simplex (herring worm) is the source of this 429-nucleotide messenger RNA. The record is from the annotation of a GenBank genome assembly. NCBI's taxonomy places the organism in Eukaryota, Metazoa, Nematoda, Chromadorea, Rhabditida, Anisakidae.
AUGACACCACAGCAAUCGCGUGAUAAACGACGUUUCUACGUGAAAAAAAUAGCGAUCGGUCUGGAUCGUUUCAAAGAAUGGGAAGAGCAACUCGGCGAUCAAUGGUAUAGACAUCAUAACUUGUAUGUAACCGAAGAAGGUCAUGCACAUCCGCCAUUCACCAACAGCGUCACUAAUUUGGGUGAUUGGGCAUUGCCAUCGUCCUCAUCUGAAUUUGUGAGUAUCGACUGCAAACCUCAAAUUAAUUCAGUCUUAUCGAAAGGUUGCGGUACAUCACAAUCAUCUAAACGUCAGAGAACUGCUGACGAAGACUAUUCAUCGAAAAAGAUUCCACUUCUUUGUCAACAACAACUUUUGCAGCUUUUCAGUAUGCAAGGCGAUCCCAUCCAUGAGACAAUGAUGACUGAGGUGCAUUCUUAUCAUACAUAA